GGGCCAAUUGGAGGCGCAAUCACCGCUCGACCCGGGCGCAGCGCGCAGGCGGUGGCGAAGAGACGCCGAGCGGGCCGAGUGCGGCCGAGCAAAGCCGGAGUCGGAGCGGGGCCGCAGGAGCCGGGCUGGGUCCGGACGGGCCGAGAUGCCCUAUAAACUGAAGAAGGAGAAGGAGCCCCCCAAGCUUGCCAAAGGCACGGCCAAGCCCAGCAGCUCGGGCAAGGAUGGUGGAGGCGAGAGCACCGACGAGGCCCAGACGCAGCCGCAGCCACAGCCCCAGCCCCAGCCCCAGCCCCCAUCAUCCAACAAGCGUCCCAGCAACAGCACGCCACCCCCGACACAACUCAGCAAAAUCAAGUAUUCCGGAGGGCCCCAGAUUGUCAAGAAGGAGCGACGGCAAAGCUCAUCCCGCUUCAAUCUCAGCAAGAAUCGGGAGUUGCAGAAGCUUCCUGCCCUGAAAGAUUCGCCCACCCAGGAGCGGGAGGAGCUCUUUAUCCAGAAGCUGCGCCAGUGCUGCGUCCUCUUUGACUUUGUAUCAGAUCCGCUCAGUGACCUCAAAUUCAAGGAGGUGAAGCGGGCAGGACUCAACGAGAUGGUGGAGUACAUCACCCACAGUCGUGAUGUUGUCACGGAGGCCAUUUACCCUGAGGCGGUCACCAUGUUUUCAGUGAACCUCUUCCGGACCCUGCCACCUUCAUCGAACCCCACUGGGGCCGAGUUUGACCCUGAAGAGGAUGAGCCCACCCUGGAAGCUGCCUGGCCCCAUCUGCAGCUCGUGUAUGAGUUCUUCUUACGUUUCCUUGAGUCUCCUGAUUUCCAGCCAAACAUAGCCAAGAAGUAUAUCGACCAGAAGUUUGUCCUUGCCCUCUUGGACCUGUUUGACAGUGAGGACCCUCGAGAGCGGGACUUCCUCAAGACCAUCUUGCAUCGCAUCUACGGCAAGUUUCUGGGGCUCCGGGCUUAUAUCCGUAGGCAGAUCAACCACAUCUUCUACAGGUUCAUCUAUGAGACAGAGCAUCACAACGGGAUUGCUGAGCUCCUCGAGAUCCUUGGCAGCAUCAUCAACGGCUUCGCCUUGCCCCUUAAGGAAGAGCACAAGAUGUUCCUCAUCCGUGUCCUGCUUCCCCUUCACAAGGUCAAGUCCCUGAGUGUCUACCACCCGCAGGUGAGCCGCCUUCCUCCUGAUGGUCCCUGCCUGGCAGCAGAGAGCGAGGGGAAGCUGGCUUACUGUGUGGUACAGUUCCUGGAGAAGGAGAGCAGUCUCACAGAGCCGGUGAUUGUAGGACUUCUCAAGUUCUGGCCCAAGACCCACAGCCCCAAAGAAGUCAUGUUCCUGAAUGAGCUUGAGGAGAUUCUGGAUGUCAUUGAACCUUCAGAGUUCAGUAAAGUGAUGGAACCACUCUUCCGCCAGCUUGCCAAGUGUGUCUCCAGCCCCCAUUUCCAGGUGGCAGAGCGUGCCCUCUAUUACUGGAACAAUGAGUACAUCAUGAGCCUGAUAAGUGACAAUGCUGCCCGAGUCCUCCCCAUCAUGUUCCCUGCCCUCUACAGGAACUCCAAGAGCCACUGGAACAAGACAAUCCAUGGACUCAUCUACAAUGCGCUGAAGCUGUUUAUGGAGAUGAACCAGAAGCUGUUCGAUGACUGCACACAACAGUACAAGGCAGAGAAACAGAAGGGCCGGUUCCGAAUGAAGGAAAGAGAAGAGAUGUGGCAAAAGAUCGAGGAGCUGGCCCGACUUAAUCCCCAGUAUCCCAUGUUUCGAGCCCCGCCACCACUGCCUCCCGUAUACUCAAUGGAGACAGAGACCCCCACGGCAGAGGACAUCCAGCUUCUGAAGAGGACAGUGGAGACAGAGGCCGUGCAGAUGCUGAAGGACAUCAAGAAGGAGAAGGUGCUGCUGCGGCGGAAGUCAGAGCUGCCCCAGGACGUGUACACCAUCAAGGCGCUGGAGGCACACAAGCGGGCGGAAGAGUUCCUAACUGCCAGCCAGGAGGCUCUCUGACCCCCUCACCGUCCUACCACAGGGCCACAGCCCACUCAGCCCUGGGACGCUGCCCUAGCCCUCCACCCUCUGCUCCCCACUGGCUGACUCGGGGCAAAGCAGUGCCUCUCUAGCUACUCUAGGGAGGGGAUGCGGCACUUGAAGCGGGGACCCUCACACAAUGGUCCCCUUCUCCCCCAAAUGUGUUCAUGCCUGCCUGUGGCUAGUACAGACAGGCUGAGCACCGAGGUCCUCCGUGCUCAGACAACUUGGGGAUGCCUGUCCCCCUCCUGCUCCCAACCCCACAGCGACCUGGGGCUGCUCUGAGAGACACACACAGGAAUACAUAGGCUCCUCUCCCUUCCCUUUCUCAUUCGAACUCCAGGUGUCCUUCCUUCUCUCCCUCCCCUGCAGAAGCAUAUAGGGAGCAGCAGGAAAUGACUCUCACCAAAGUGAUGUCAAGCCCCAUUGGCCCCUGGAGUAGCUGGAGGGGAGCCAACCCCCAAAAGGCACAAGUAGGCCCCCAGCCCCAGCAGCGUGCAGGCUGAUGGGGUUGGAUUAUUUUCUCUUACCCCCUGCCUGACCAAGAGAACAUGGGAGGUCCGAAGGAGAAAAGCACAGGCUAUGGACAAUAGGUGAUGAAUAUAGGGCCCAGAUGGACCAAGAGAAGGGGGUGAACAAACACCCUACCCUGUGCCCCCUCUUUGGUGAGCAGCAGCCCUGGGAUCACAGACAUGGCAGGGACCACCCUGGGGCUGACUGCUUUCCUGUGCUGUUGGUUCCCAAAGCUAGGAGGGAGCAGUGCCCCAAGCAUGGCUCCCCCAACACCUAUUUAUUUCCUUGUUUGUGCUGAUGAUGGGCAGGCCCCCAUUUGUCCCUUUCGGACACCUUGGAGGGGCAAGGGGCUGAGGAGGGCCAGACCCAGGUUCCAGGGGCACAGGCAGUGCAGCUUUUGGCUGUGUACAUAGGGUGCUUUAUUCUCCACAGAGUGAUACAUGCUAAGAUGGGUUGGGCUUGGGCCGAUGUCCCCAUAUGUACAGAACUGAAUAAAGUGGGUCUCUGAGAA
Ailuropoda melanoleuca (giant panda) is the source of this 3047-nucleotide messenger RNA. It is a transcript of the gene PPP2R5D, whose product is annotated as protein phosphatase 2 regulatory subunit B'delta. Gene Ontology annotation, cellular component: cytosol; nucleus; protein phosphatase type 2A complex. The coding region runs from base 146 to 2002 and encodes 618 amino acids. Gene Ontology annotation, molecular function: protein phosphatase activator activity. Lineage: Eukaryota; Metazoa; Chordata; Mammalia; Carnivora; Ursidae. Gene Ontology annotation, biological process: signal transduction; protein dephosphorylation. The transcript has 16 exons. The record is from RefSeq and is a predicted model, not a curated record.